CUGCUGGUGAAGGGGGUGAAUGAGACGCUGGUAGCUCAGAGAGUGGUGCCGGCUCUCAUCACACUGUCCUCCGACCCUGAAAUCUCAGUGAGGAUAUCCACCAUCCCUGCCUUUGGUACCAUCAUGGAGACUGUCACGCAAAAGGAGCUGCUGGAGCGUGUAAAAAUGCAGCUGGCGUCAUUCCUGGAAGACCCUCAGUACCAAGAUCAGCACUCUUUGCACAUGGAGAUCAUCAGGACAUUUGGAAGGGUCGGACCCAAUGCAGAGCCACGCUUUAGAGACGAUUUCGUGUUGCCACACCUUCACAAGCUGGCGCAGGCCAACAACAGCCAGGCUGUGGAAAACAAGAGGAUUGACAUCGCCACCCAGCUGUUUGAGGCCUACAGCGCCCUCUCCUGCUGCUUCAUUUCUGAGGAGGUGAUGAUGAACCACUUCCUGCCUGGCCUCAGGUGUCUCCACGCUGACAUGGAGCAACUCUCCCCAGAACACGAGGUUAUUCUGAACUCUAUGAUCAAAGAAUGUGAAAUCAAGGUGGAAAACAGAGGAAUGGGAGACGCACAAGGCUCCAUGUCCAUCGCCUCCAGUUUGGUGGGUGAGGAUGCCAAGACCAAGUUCCUGAGCAAGAUGGGUCAGCUAACCACCUCUGGCGCCAUGCUGGCCAACGUCUUCCAGAGAAAGAAGUGAUCACAACACUGACUGACUGAUCAAGCCCUGCGACUAACUGACCUUCCCUGCUGGGAGCAUUUCAUUUUACUGGAAAAGGCAUUGGUUCAGCCUAAAACAGAAGCAAUCCAAGAUUAUUGUUUAUUCAAUUUCAAGAGAUUAAGAUUUGCUGAAAGUUGAGGUGAUUUCAAAUCUCCAGUGCAGCAGGACACCGUGUUCUUUAAAGGUGAACAGCAAUGUUUUUUAAAGUGAAAGCUGAGGGUUUCCCCUCUGCCCAUAUUUCCCCUCCUUAAACCUUAAUCAUGACGAAAGGGUUGUCGAGGACUAGGGAUUUGGUUUUGUGAGUCAAUCUUGUUAACAUUGUCAUUUCAGAGAGAGGAUGAAAUGGAACAGUAUUGAAAUUCACUCGAAAGCGAUAACAAGGAACUUGCUUCCUGGACGUUGCUGGACUCGAAAGUAUCACAGAAUUUCAAUUUCAAUUUCAGUGCAGUUCUACUUGUAUCAGAAGAGCUUCUCUCGUCUCUAGGAAGCAAAACUCUGAGCACGGCCUGCUGGAUUUUAUUUUGAAUUUUUAAACGCCAUUUUGGAGUUGUCCAUUCACUUUGCAUUUGUCAUUGAGUAAUUGUGCUGAAAGACAACAAAAUGGAUCCAAGUCUGUUAAGAAUGCCUUGUGCAGUGUAUAUCUGUACAACUCGCCUACUUGAAGCUAUGAAAUAGUCUUGCCUUUAUUACUUCAAAGUCUGUCUCUGGUUUUUGUUUUGAUAGCUUCUAUUUUAUAACUUAUUUAUGUCUUAAUGAAGAAAAAACAUACCUUAUUCCAACUUCCAAAGAUAUUUGCACUUCACUUUACUAUUUUGUUUGUUUAUUAGAUAUAUAUAUAUGUUUUAAUUGAGAGUAUUACACAUGGUGAACAUUAUCACUACGGUUUAUGAUUAUUUUUUUGUUCAUCUGUUUUGGCAAUGUGUAGUUGAAGAGAACACUGAUCAUAAUUAUUCCCUCUGUCCGUUGCAUCUAGUCUCUCUGUGUUGCAGUGUCUCUGAUAAUUGUACUGCUUUUUUUUUUUCUAAAGUGGGUAUUUGGUUCUUUUUUUGUUGUUGUUCUUUUUCAGUAUGCUCUAAGAGAAACAGUAAAUAACUGUAUCAUACACUGAACCGAAGAGGAUGGUACUCAUUAUGUAUAUUUGAAAUUGGUGUCAUGGUGUAAUAAAAGAUGGAGAUGAGUUGUGUUCUUAAAUGUA
This is a messenger RNA of Micropterus salmoides (largemouth bass), 1900 nucleotides long. RefSeq names its product RAB11-binding protein RELCH homolog. The record is from RefSeq and is a predicted model, not a curated record. Gene Ontology annotation, biological process: intracellular cholesterol transport. Gene Ontology annotation, cellular component: recycling endosome; trans-Golgi network. NCBI's taxonomy places the organism in Eukaryota, Metazoa, Chordata, Actinopteri, Centrarchiformes, Centrarchidae.